AUGGUGUCCACGGUGGACAAGAAGGAGCUGGUGGCCUACCUCAAGGGGGACAUCGAGGCCAGCGCGCAGAUCCUGGACGCCAGCGGCAAGCCCACGGAGGCCAAGAGGGAGCGCAAGCCUACCGGUUCUACCUCUAGUUCUGCCUCCAAAAAGAGGGAGACGGAGGACGAGGCCCGCGCUUCAGCCAAGAAGAGGAAGCUCGAGGGAGCGCGCCACCACCGAGACGGCCACAAGCACGGCGAGAGCCAUAAGACGCCCGAGGAGCUCCAGGCCGAGGCCCAGAUGAAGAGGAUAACGGACAAGGAGUGCGUCAACAGGACCAGGACCACCGUGCUGGACGCGCACAAGACCAAGUUUGACAACGUGGUCAAGACGCUCGAGUUGGUGAACGCUGAGACCAAGGAGAAGAUCGAGAAGGCCAGCAAGGCCUCGGCGCUGCUGGCCACCACCACGGCCAGGAAGGAGCAGUUGCCGCUGCAUCGGCUGGUCAAGGAGAAGAUACUGGGCACGCCGAUUAUUGUGGUGCCCGCUGGCUUCUCCGAUUUGUUCACGAUGCUCAAUGCCAGGGACUUCCUGGAGGACGGCGUGUAUGUUUCCAACAUGCAGAAGAAGGCGGCCGGACACCGCAAGCAGCAGUCGAUGAUGAUCACCCAUGAGGAGGACGGACACGUGUACACGUUCAAGGUCGUCGACACUGUGAGUCGAUUCCGAGACAAGGACUGGCGCUCGGUGGUCGGCGUCAUUGUCUCGGGACAAUCAUGGCAGUUUAAGGGCUGGAAGUGGAAAUUCCCGCUCGAAGUGUUCAAGAAAGUGUGCGGAGUUCACAUCUACAACCAAGGCUCCCAGCUGAACCCAGAAAUCAAGCAGUGGGACGUGAAGGUGCUCAUGAUCCACCCCGACAAAAGGCAUUUGGACAAGGUGGCAGCCAAGGAGUUCUGGCGCUACUUGUUCGCUUUCAUCAAGCUAAAGCUGCAAUAA
Messenger RNA from Phytophthora sojae, 978 nucleotides. RefSeq lists its product as hypothetical. The transcript is spliced from 4 exons. Bases 1 to 978 code for a protein of 325 amino acids. The record is from RefSeq and is a predicted model, not a curated record. Gene Ontology annotation, biological process: positive regulation of transcription elongation by RNA polymerase II; transcription elongation by RNA polymerase II. NCBI's taxonomy places the organism in Eukaryota, Oomycota, Peronosporomycetes, Peronosporales, Peronosporaceae. Gene Ontology annotation, cellular component: Cdc73/Paf1 complex. Gene Ontology annotation, molecular function: RNA polymerase II complex binding.